Psammomys obesus (fat sand rat) is the source of this 1617-nucleotide messenger RNA. RefSeq names its product keratin, type II cytoskeletal 73. Gene Ontology annotation, biological process: keratinization; intermediate filament organization. The transcript has 9 exons. Lineage: Eukaryota; Metazoa; Chordata; Mammalia; Rodentia; Muridae. Bases 1 to 1617 code for a protein of 538 amino acids. Gene Ontology annotation, cellular component: keratin filament. The record is from RefSeq and is a predicted model, not a curated record. Gene Ontology annotation, molecular function: structural constituent of skin epidermis.
AUGAAUCGCCAAUUCACCUGCAGGCCAGGAGCUGGCAGCAGGGGCUUCAGUGGCUGCUCCGCAGUGCUGUCUGGGGGCAGCACCUCCUCCUACCGGGCAGGGGGCAAAGGGCUCAGCGGGGGCUUCAGCAGCCGGAGUCUCUACAGCCUGAGGGGCGCCAGGAGCAUCUCCUUCAAUGUGGCCAGCGGCAGCGGGCGCACAGGGGGUUAUGCGUUUGGCCGGAACCGGGCCAGCGGCUUCGCAGGCAGCAUGUUUGGCAGUGUGGCUCUGGGGCCUUCAAAUACAUCCCCAUGCCUGCCCAGCGGCAUCCACCAGGUCACAGUCAACAAGAGCCUCCUGGCCCCCCUCAAUGUGGAGCUGGACCCCGAGAUCCAGAAGGUGCGCACCCAGGAGCGGGAGCAGAUCAAGGCCCUGAACAACAAGUUCGCCUCCUUCAUCGACAAGGUGCGCUUCCUGGAGCAGCAGAACCAGGUGCUGGAGACCAAGUGGGAGCUGCUGCAGCAGCUGGACCUGAACAACUGCAGGAAGAACCUGGAGCCUGUAUAUGAGGCCCACAUCAGCAGCCUGCAAAAGCAGCUGGACACACUGUCUGGGGACAGAGUACGGCUGGACUCAGAGCUGAGGGGCAUGCGGGACGCAGUGGAGGACUGCAAGAAGAGGUACGAGGAAGAGAUAAACAAACGCACGACUGCGGAGAACGAAUUUGUGGUGCUUAAGAAGGAUGUGGACGCAGCGUACAUGAGCAAGGUGGAGCUGCAGGCCAAGGUGGACGCCCUGGACGGCGAGAUCAAAUUCCUCAAGUGUCUGUAUGAGGGGGAGAUUGCCCAGAUGCAGUCCCACAUCAGCGACACGUCCGUCAUCCUGUCCAUGGACAACAACCGCAGCCUGGACCUGGACAGCAUCAUCGCCGAGGUCCGAGCUCAGUACGAGGACAUCGCCCUGAAGAGCAAGGCGGAGGCCGAGACGGUGUACCAGACCAAGUUCCAGGAGCUGCAGCUGGCAGCCGGCCGGCACGGGGAUGACCUCAAGCACACCAAGAACGAGAUCUCAGAGUUGACCCGGCUCAUCCAGAGACUGCGAUCAGAAAUCGAGAGUGUGAAGAAGCAGUGCUCCAACCUGGAGACGGCCAUUGCUGACGCCGAGCAGCGAGGCGACUGCGCCCUCAAGGAUGCCCGGGCCAAGCUGGACGAGCUGGAAGGUGCUCUGCAGCAGGCCAAGGAGGAGCUGGCACGGAUGCUGCGUGAACACCAGGAGCUGAUGAGUGUGAAGCUGGCCCUGGACAUUGAGAUCGCCACGUACCGCAAGCUGCUGGAGGGCGAGGAGUGCAGGAUGUCUGGAGAACACAGCAGUGCCGUGAGCAUUUCCGUCAUCAGCAGCUCUGCGCCUGGGACCAGCGGAGGGGCCGGUUUUGGGUUCGGUAGCACUGGCGCCUAUGGCUACCGGCCCAGCUCCGUUGGUGGGGGCUACGGCAUCCUGUCUGGGGGCUGUGUCACCGGUAGCGGGAAUUGCAGCCCCUGUGGAGAGACCAAGACCAGGCUUGGUAGCACCAGUGAAUUUAAGGAAGUUUCAGGAAAGAACGUGGCUUUGGGCUCGCCCACAAAGAAAACCAUGAGAUAG